Phacochoerus africanus (Common warthog) is the source of this 5677-nucleotide messenger RNA. It is a transcript of the gene ZSWIM5, whose product is annotated as zinc finger SWIM-type containing 5. Gene Ontology annotation, cellular component: Cul2-RING ubiquitin ligase complex. The record is from RefSeq and is a predicted model, not a curated record. Lineage: Eukaryota; Metazoa; Chordata; Mammalia; Artiodactyla; Suidae. Gene Ontology annotation, molecular function: zinc ion binding. The transcript is spliced from 14 exons. Bases 105 to 3668 code for a protein of 1187 amino acids.
GCAGCUGGGCGCUUGCGCGGGGCGCGUGGCUGUGGCCGGGGUCUCCGCAGCCGCCGGUGCCGCCGUCGCUGCAGACGCCUCAGUCAGUCAGUCAGUCCCCAGCAAUGGCGGAAGGAGGUGAGCGAGAGGAGCUGCUCUCGCCGCCGCCGGUCUCUCCGGCCAAGCGCCUGUGCUCGUGGCCCAGCCCGCAGGCUCACCACCCUCGCGGGGCGCCAGGGGCGGCGGGCGGCGGGGCGGGGGGCGUCGGCGGCAGCUGCCUGCCCCCGGGGGCCCGCCCCCACCUGCAGCCGGAGUCCUUGCUGGACUGCGCCGCCAAGACGGUGGCGGAAAAGUGGGCGUACGAGCGGGUGGAGGAGCGCUUCGAGCGGAUCCCGGAGCCCGUGCAGCGCCGCAUCGUCUACUGGUCCUUCCCGCGGAAUGAGCGGGAGAUCUGCAUGUACUCCAGCUUCCAGUACCGCGGCGGCCCUGGCGCCGGCGCGGCGGGCGGCGCCGCGGGGGCUCUGCCGGCCGAGGAGGGGCCGCCGCCGCCGCCCCCCGGGGCCGCCGCUCCGGCCGGCUCCGCCCCCGGGGCCGCCGCGGCGGGGGCGUCCCCCGGGCUGGGCUCCGGGGCUGCAGCGGCCGGCGGCGGGGGCGGCGAGGGGCUCCCGUUCCGCCGGGGCAUCCGUCUGCUGGACAGCGGCUCCGUGGAGAAUGUGCUGCAAGUCGGCUUCCAUCUCAGCGGCACAGUAACUGAGCCGGCCACUACUUCUGAACCAGCAGUGACUUAUAAAGUUACCAUCAGUUUUGAUCGAUGCAAAAUCACUUCGGUGACCUGUGGCUGUGGGAACAAAGACAUCUUCUACUGUGCGCACGUGGUGGCGCUCUCGCUCUACAGAAUCCGCAAACCAGACCAAGUCAAGUUGCGCCUUCCCAUCUCAGAAACCCUUUUCCAGAUGAAUAGGGACCAGCUGCAAAAGUUUAUUCAGUAUUUAAUCACGGCACACCACACCGAAGUUCUUCCUACUGCCCAGAAACUGGCAGAUGAGAUUCUAUCCUCCAACUCCGAAAUCAACCAAGUCAACGGUGCCCCUGACCCCACAGCUGGGGCCAGCAUUGAUGAUGAGAACUGCUGGCAUUUGGAUGAAGAGCAAGUGAAAGAACAAGUGAAGCUCUUUCUCGCCCAAGGUGGUCACUAUGGCUCUGGAAAGCAGCUCAACUCAAUGUUUGCCAAGGUUCGAGAGAUGCUGCGGAUGAGAGAUUCCAAUGGAGCCAGGAUGCUGACGCUAAUAACUGAGCAGUUUAUGGCCGACCCACGACUCACACUCUGGAGGCAGCAAGGAACAAGCAUGACAGAUAAGUGCAGGCAGCUCUGGGAUGAGCUAGGGGCCUUAUGGGUGUGCAUUAUUUUAAACCCCCAUUGCAAAUUGGAGGAGAAAUCUUGUUGGCUGCAGCAACUGCAGAAGUGGAAUGACCUGGACGUCUGUCCCCUGGAGGAUGGGAACUACGGGCAUGAGCUGCCCAGCAUCACCAACGCGCUUCCCCAGAAUGCCGGUCACAGCUCAGAUUCUUUAUCCAGACCAAGACGGACAGUGUUCACUAGAGCCAUUGAGGGCCGUGAAUUGCAUUGGCAGGACAGCCAUUUACAGCGAAUAAUUAGCAGUGAUACAUAUAGAGCUCCUGCCUGCCAGCAGGAGAGUGAAAGACUGCUCUUUAAUUCCCAAGGCCAGCCCCUGUGGCUUGAGCAUGUGCCUACAGCCUGUGCUCGGGUUGAUGCCCUGCGUUCCCACGGUUACCCAAAAGAGGCUCUCAGACUCACAGUGGCCGUUAUCAAUACUCUGCGGUUGCAGCAGCAGCGACAGCUGGAAAUCUACAAGCAUCAGAAGAAAGAACUGUUGCAGAGAGGAACCACAACCAUCACAAACCUGGAAGGCUGGGUGGGCCACCCACUGGAUCCCAUCGGCUGCCUGUUUCUCACUUUGACGGAGGCCUGCCGCCUGAAUGAUGAUGGUUAUCUGGAAGUGUCAGAUAUGAAUGAAAGCAGACCCCCUGUGUACCAGCAUGUGCCUGUGGCUGCAGGCAGCCCAAACGGCAGUGAGUCCUACCUGUCCUUGGCCCUGGAAGUUGCUCUAAUGGGGAUGGGUCAACAGAGGGUGAUGCCCGAAGGCCUCUAUGCACAGGACAAGGUCUGCCGCAAUGAGGAGCAGCUCCUGAGUCGACUUCAGGAGCUGCAUCUGGAUGAUGAGCUCGUGCAAACACUGCAGAAACAGUGCAUCUUACUACUGGAAGGAGGCCCCUUCAGUGGUCUGGGAGAAGUCGUCCACCGAGAGAGUGUUCCCAUGCAUACUUUUGCCAAGUAUUUGUUCUCAGCUCUGCUUCCUCACGAUCCAGACCUGUCCUACAAGUUAGCCUUACGUGCCAUGAGGUUACCUGUUCUAGAAAACUCAACUUCUGCAGGCGACACUUCCCACCCUCACCAUAUGGUAUCUGUGGUGCCCAGCCGUUACCCUCGCUGGUUCACGCUUGGACACUUGGAAUCCCAGCAGUGUGAACUGGCCUCCACCAUGCUGACUGCUGCCAAAGGGGACACUCUGAGGCUCCGAACAAUCCUAGAAGCAAUACAGAAGCACAUCCAUUCUUCCUCCCUCAUCUUCAAACUGGCCCAAGAUGCAUUCAAGAUUGCUACGCCCACGGACAGUAGUACAGACAGUACCCUGCUCAACGUGGCCCUGGAGCUGGGGUUACAGGUGAUGAGGAUGACUUUAUCAACCCUUAAUUGGAGGCGCCGGGAGAUGGUGCGGUGGUUGGUGACAUGUGCUACAGAAGUGGGUGUGCGGGCCCUGGUGAGCAUCUUGCAGAGCUGGUACACCCUCUUCACCCCCACGGAGGCGACCAGCAUCGUGGCUGCCACAGCCGUAUCCCACACCACUCUCCUGCGCCUCAGUCUUGACUACCCACAGCGGGAGGAGCUGGCCAGCUGCGCCCGCACUCUGGCCCUGCAGUGCGCCAUGAAGGAUCCGCAGAGCUGCGCCCUGUCCGCCCUUACCCUCUGUGAGAAAGACCACAUCGCCUUCGAAGCAGCCUACCAGAUCGCCAUUGAUGCCGCCGCCGGGGGCAUGACGCACUCGCAGCUGUUCACCAUCGCCCGCUACAUGGAGCUCCGCGGCUACCCGCUGCGUGCCUUCAAGCUGGCCUCCCUGGCCAUGAGCCACCUCAACCUGGCCUACAACCAGGAUACCCACCCAGCCAUCAACGAUGUGCUCUGGGCCUGUGCCCUCAGCCACUCCCUGGGCAAGAAUGAGCUGGCAGCCCUGAUCCCCCUGGUGGUGAAGAGCGUGCACUGUGCCACGGUGCUGUCAGACAUCCUGCGGCGCUGCACGGUGACGGCGCCCGGCCUGGCCGGCAUCCCGGGCCGCCGCAGCUCAGGGAAGCUCAUGUCCACCGACAAAGCUCCCCUGCGCCAGCUGCUGGAUGCCACCAUCAAUGCCUACAUCAACACCACGCACUCGCGCCUGACGCACAUCAGCCCUCGGCACUACGGGGAGUUCAUUGAGUUUCUGAGCAAGGCCCGGGAGACCUUCCUGCUGCCCCAGGACGGCCACCUGCAGUUUGCCCAGUUCAUCGACAACCUCAAACAGAUCUACAAAGGCAAGAAGAAGCUGAUGCUGCUGGUGCGAGAGCGCUUUGGCUGAGAGAGCAGGCGGCUCCCGGCCGGGCAGCCUGGGCUCCCGGGUGCCAUCAGGUCAGGCCAAGGACACAAACAUUUGUCCACCCUGAGAGGACUCUGAGCACCUGUGGCUGAAGCCAAAGGACCACAGGGCUACACAUGGGGAGAGUCCAGCUCUAGCCAACAUGCCCGCCUUGGCAGUGUUCUCACAACAGCCCACUGUUCCUGGAGGAGCUGGGCCCUGCAGACCGAUCAGAAACCCCACAACGUGCCACCUCACACCCCGCAUCCUCUGUGUCCCGGGCAUUGGCCCUCUCUCCCUUGGCAAACACAGAACCGCUGUUCCGUCUCAGGGAUUGCUUAACCAGAGAAACAGAAGCAUUUAUGAUACUGUAAAUACGAUCGUAUAUGUGUUGCCAAUGACGUUGUAAAGUUGUAACUAUUUAUAACUCGGGUUCUAAUUUGAUGGGUACUUGAAGUAGCUGUGGGUGGGAAGAGGGGCCUGUUUUCUGAGGAGACUCACCACCAUUUCUCAGGUUCCCCUUGCGGAGUACAUGCUGUUGGCAGUGGAAGAGCGGGGGGGCAGGGAGGAAGACGGCCAGUUCGAGUCGGGCCGAGUCUAGUCUAUGCAGAAACCCCGGCUUGCGGGUGGGCAUCUGUAGCCCGGGGAAGGGUGAGGGGCAGGGCCCGGGCUGGGCUUCGACUCUCACCUCCCGAAGCCGUGAGGACGCGGACGCCCGGGCCGCGGCCUCACACGCCUGCUGCGCGCCCGGGAACCACGGGGGACCACGGGCCGGGCCGAGGCGGGGGUCCGGGAGGCCGCGGAGCUGGACCGGCUCCUCCGCCCCGGCCGCCUGUGCGUCGGAGAGGGUCUGGUUUCAUGGCUGCGUGCGGGUGUGCGUGUGCGCGCGGGUCUGUGUGGGCAGGCGUGUGUGUCUCUGUGCACAGAUACAUCCGCGCCCGUGUGCGCGCACAUGUCUGUGAAUAGGUCAAGUCUGCGUCCCUGUGAAGACCUGUGUGCUGGGCGGUGGGUUCUUUGUGAGGGAGACGCGUUGUGAACGCAGAAGACUACGUGUGUGUGUGAUGUUUGUCGAUGCAUCGUGAGUGAGUGUGUACCAUGAGUGCACGUGUAUAAGUGUGUCUGUGUGUGUCUUUCUCUGCAUGUCCACCGUCGCUGCGUCUGUGCAUUCGUAUUCGAGGUGCCCCUUCUCCUCCCGCCGGCGGCGCCUCUCCGGCCCUCUUCUCCUCUCUCCCCAGCUCGGCGCCUCCUUUCUUCCCCGUCUGGCCAAACCAGCUUCCAAACCCCGGUCUCGCUCUGCCCCGAGCGGCUCCUCCAGCACCACGUUUCUCUUCUCACCCUGUGCUUGCUUUUGCUUCCCCUACCGCCUUCUACCUCAAGCUUCCUCUGCCUGCUUUUGUCACAGUCCCGUUGGUCGCUGACUUGGAGGCUGCCGCUGGAUGGCGUGUGGCCUCUCCCUUUCCGACUAGUUUGCAGCCCGAGGGGCAGCUGGUCUUAGCCCCGGCUGACUUCCACGGUGUAUCGCCUCCUGGCCCCUCUUGCCCCGCCUGGACGUGUCGUAGGAGGCAGCGAGGGCGUUCCCAAGAGUCGUCUAGAUGCCAGUGUCUUGGUGUUUGCUGUUUUCAUGUUUUAGUUCCCCGCGUAGGGUGGGUUGCCAUAGGAAGGGGUGUGUAGCUAGAGUGUGAACUAAGGGCCUCUGUCUGCUUCCUUUUCCUUUCUCUGACAAACUGUGUCACUUUUUUUUUUUUCCCCUCCACACUAACAGAUAAGUUGUAUUUGCUGUUUGUGGCUACUGAAGUCUUACUGUCCAGCCGUGGGCCCUACAACCUCUCAGCCCAAUAGGUUGGUUUAAAAAAAAAAAAAAAGCCGCCACGCCCAUUUCUGUAUCACAAUUGCUGUUUUUUAGCAAGUGUGUGAACUCACAGUGCUUUUCUAUGAAUAAAUCAUGGGUCACAGAAAAGAUCAUUUUCCUAAAAUUGGAAAUUGUGUUCUUUCAAUAAAUGGGGCUCUUUGGA